Salmo salar (Atlantic salmon) is the source of this 4614-nucleotide messenger RNA. RefSeq names its product Hormone-sensitive lipase (gene lips). Gene Ontology annotation, molecular function: sterol ester esterase activity; triacylglycerol lipase activity. Lineage: Eukaryota; Metazoa; Chordata; Actinopteri; Salmoniformes; Salmonidae. Gene Ontology annotation, cellular component: cytosol. The record is from RefSeq and is a predicted model, not a curated record. Gene Ontology annotation, biological process: triglyceride catabolic process; cholesterol metabolic process.
GGCCAUUAUACCAUAAAGAAGAAGAAACAAUGAAGCCAAAGAUUUAUUUUUAAGCGAAUUGAACGCACCCCAAUCGGUGGGGCGAAACAGAAACUGUCAGCUGAAGAAUAGAGGAUGCGUGUUGAACCCACUGCAACUGGACACGGACAUUUAUAAGGCACCCUUUCACCGAUCGAGAACGAAGACGGUGUCGCAAGAGCAGUCAGUUUGUAAGAGGAGUCCUGUGCUUGGUGCAUCUUUUAAUCUUUGACCUUUGGCACACACAAACAAACCAGUCAUUUUAAAAAGCGUCUCAGGUAUGGAUUGGAUAGCUGUGUUCACAUCCUUGGAGGCGGUGUGUGAGGAGAACGUCACUGCUCUGACUGGGCCUCCCGACUUGCCAAAUGGCAACGUGUCCAGGCGCUUGGUGACAUCUAUGAGAAAGAUUCAGGACCAUGGUCGUGCCCUGGAACCUGUGAUUUCUGGCAUCACUGCAGUCUACCACCACUAUGACUUAGACUCCGAUACCCCUGGGAAUGGGUAUCGCACACUGGUCAAGGUGUUGCAGUCUUGCCUUCUGCACAUCAUCCACAAUGGCCGCUACAUUGCCUCUAACUGCCACAGGGCCUUCUUCAGGGCCGACCACAAUGCCUCAGAGAUGGAAGCCUAUGGCAGUGUCCUGUGUCAGCUACGGGCCCUCCUCUACAUUGCCCAGGGAAUGCUCCACGACAACAGUCCCGGGCAGCUGUACGGAGAACAGGACGGAGAGCUGAGCAGGAGGUUGGUGAGGGAGUAUGCCUCCAUGCACAAGGCCUGCUUCUACGGCCGCUGCCUGGGCUUUCAGUUCUCGUCUUCCCUUCGUCCGAUCCUGCGGUCAUUAAUCAUAAGCAUGGUCUCGUUUGGCGAGAGUUACGAAAAACAGCAUUCCGGGUUAGGCAUGGCAGCAUUCUCCCUCCUUACCUCUGGGAAGUAUGUCAUUGAUCCAGAGCUGAGAGGAGAAGAAUAUGAGCGGAUCACCCAGAACUUGGACAUGAAGUUCUGGAAGUCCUUCUGGAACCUCACCGAAUCAGAGCUUGUAUCGGGCUUUGCCAGUUUAACCUCUACCCUAGUGCAGGUGAACCUCACCCUGACCAUACCACCUGAACCGCUACUCCUCCCCCUGGUUUCAGACCCCCGUCUCUCUACCCCUGUGUCCCCGCCAUUGGCCCACUGGGGCCCUGGACCUGUCAACAUGCGCCUCAUCUCCUAUGAGCUUCGAGAAGGACAGGACAGUAAAGAGCUGCUAGCCUUCGCUCGUACAGAAGCUCCACCCAUUUCCCUGUCUUUAGUACCGUUUGGUGCCCAGAAGCGUCCUCCCUCCCCCUGGCUGUUGAUCCACUUCCAUGGAGGAGGCUUCGUGUCCCAGACCUCCAAAUCCCAUGAGAACUAUCUGAAGAGCUGGUCCAAGGAUCUAAAUGUCCCCAUCCUGUCUGUGGAUUACUCCUUGGCUCCUGAGGCCCCUUUUCCCAGAGCCCUGGAGGAGUGCUUCUACGCCUACUGUUGGGCCCUCAAGAACUGCCAUCUUCUGGGCUCCACUGCUGAGCGUGUGUGUCUGUGUGGGGACAGUGCUGGGGGGAACCUCUGCAUCACUGUGUCCAUGAGGGCCAUUGCCUGCGGUGUGCGCAUCCCUGAUGGUAUUAUGGCUGCAUAUCCUGCUACCCUGCUCACCAUUGAAGCCUCGCCCUCCCGCCUUCUCACCAGCUUUGACCUACUGCUGCCCUUAGGGGUGCUCUCCAAGUGUAUCAACGCCUACACAGGUGUAGACUCUGAGACGGUUCAGCCUACAGAGGGGAUCAGCACGUUGAGCGCUCUAGGUAGAGACACAGCCUCGCUGAUCAGUGACCUCUCACACGGGGCGUCCAAAUGGAUCCAGUCCUUCAUUCCCGCAGAGGUCCUAGGGUCAUGGUCAUCGUCACACCGGAGGUCCUUGGACAACGAGGCCCACCAGAGAUCAGUGUUGCCAUGUUCAUCCGACUCCUCCUCAGACACCAGGGACUAUCCAGAAGGCUUUGAGCCCCUGCGCUCCGAGCGCCUGUCUGUGAUCCAGACCCCUAGCUGUCCCACCGCCAAGAACCCGUUUGUGUCACCCCUGCUAGCCUCUGACGACCUACUGCGAGGACUACCACCUGUACACUUAGUGGCCUCUGCACUGGAUGCCUUGUUGGAUGACUCUGUGAUGUUCGCCAGGAAACUGCGGAAUAUGGGCCAACCAGUGACCCUGAGGGUGGUGGAGGACCUCCCACAUGGCUUCCUAAGCCUAUCGGGAUUCGCAGAGGAGAUAAAGGUGGCCUCCGACAUCUGCGUAGAGCGAAUCAGAGAGGUCUUCCAGCAGAAAACUCUGCCUUCCUGUAGUCGCAAGUGACCAAUGUUUGAAAGGAAUAAUAAUGGGGCUGACCAGCUGCCUAAUAAAACCAAGGGGAAAACUAGUUGUUGUCCUCACGAAAGUGAAAGAUGACACCCUUGCCUUUCUUGCACUUUUCUUACUAGCACUGACUGAUAGCUGCUUUAUUGAGGAAAACAUUUUCUAAUUAUGAGUGAUAUUUGAAGUUACUGGUUAAAGAGCAUCUGCUGAGGGAGAUGACAGUGUACACAGUUUUUUUUUUUUUUGGUCCAGGAAAGGGUCAUGUCAUUUGUAAUCAAUUAAAUGUCAUAUUACUUAAGGUUUGAGAACAAUACUGAACAGAAAUACAAUUUCACAGAUUUGUAUUGAGUAAAAAAAAAAAAAUGUAAACACCGAGUGUCAGCGGGCGAGAGAGACGUUGAGUCUCCUGGGAGGCUGUGGCUUUAGCGAGGGGCUUUGUGUGGGCUUAACAACCGUGUCUGUCUCUCCCUGUGGCAGAAAAGAUGACACGCUAGAUACCUUCACCUCAGGAUCAUGGGGUUAACCAUCCCAUCCCUGUGAGCCUCAGACAACAAUAUCACAAUGAUGGGAUGUCCUGUAUACCCAACUGCACACACAUGCACUGGUGGCAGUGCUGGAAUAAACCUAAGACCUUACACACACACAAACACAGAGAGAGAGAGCCCUUGGAUGCCCACUGAGCUCAGAGGAAGGAGGAUGCCCUCUACUUUAUGCUUUAACAUGCUGUCUCCAAUUAUACUGAACAAUAAUAUAAACGCAACAUGCAACAAUUUCAAAGAUUUUACUGAGUUACAGUUCAUAUGAGGAAAUCAGUCUAUUGAAAUAUAUUCAAUAGGCCGUAGUCUAUGGAUUUCACAUGACUGGGAAUACAGAUAUGCAUCUAUUGUAGAGGUCAACAAAUUAUGAUUUUUAAACGCCGAUACUGAUUUUAUUGGAGGGCCAAAAAAAUUCAAGAAAGGCAUUGAUGUUCAUGGUUAGGUGCAUUUGUGCAACAAUUGAGCUUUUUUUCACGAAUGUGUUUUUGUUUAAAUCAUCCCCCAUUUGGCUAAGUUGAAGUAGCCUGUGAUUCGAUGGUAAAUUAACAGGCACCACUUUGAUUAUUUGCAACGCAGGACAAGCUAGUUAGCCUAGUAAUAUCAUCAACCAUGUGAAGAUUGUUUUUUAUAAGAUAAGUUUAAUGCUAGCUAGCAACUUACCUUGGCUCCUUGCAGCCACAAGGUCCUUUUGAUGCUCCACUCGCAUAACAGGUGGUCAGCCUGCCACGCAGUCUCCUUGUGGAUUGCAAUGUAAUCGGCCAUAAUCGGCAUCAAAAAAGGCCAAUUACCGAUUGUUAUGAAACCUUGAAAUGGGCCUAAUUAAUCAGCCACGCCGAUUAAUCGGUCGACCGCUAAUCUGUUGGUCACAGAUACCAAAAAAAAAAUGGGCCUCGUGAUCUCUUUACGGUAUUUUUGUGCAUUCAAAUUGCCAUCGAUAAAAUGCAAUUGUGUUUGUUGUCUGUACCUUAUGCCUGCCCAUACCAUAACCCAAUUGCCGCCAUGGGGCACUCUGUUGUGAGGCCGGUUGGACGUACUGCCAAAUUCUCUAAAAUGAUGGAGGUAGCUUAUGGUAGAGAAAUGAACAUUAAUUUCUGGCAACAGCUCUAGUGGGCAUUCCUGCAGUCAACAUGCCAAUUGCACGCUCCCUCAACUUGAGACAUCUGUGGCAUUGUGUUGUGAGAGAACUGCACAUUUUAGAGUGGCCCUUUUAUUCUCCCCAGCACAAGGUGCACCUGUGUAAUGAUCAUGCUGUUUAAUUCGAUUCUGAUAUGCCACACAUGUCAGGUGGAUGGAUUAUCUUGGCAAAGGAGAAAUGCUCACUAACAGGAAUGUAAACAAAUUUGUGCACAAAUGAGAGAAUUAAGCUUUUUGUGGGUAUGGAAACUUUCUGGGAUCUUUUAUUUCAGCUCAUGAAACAUGGGACCAACACUUUACAUCUUGUGUUUUAUAUUUUUGUUCAGUGUAGUUGCUUAUAUCUCGUGUGCCCGAUGAUGCCCCCCAUCCCUGAUUCUGUACUGGGCUUGCAAUAUCAAGUGCGCCAAGUGUGAUCUCAAUAAAAUGAUUCAUCGUCUAGUCUUUCUCAAACCCCCGCCGGUUCAUGGAGGAAUGCAUGCUGGUCUGGAGUAUAUUUGUAUUGAAUAUGAUUCGUUUUCUUUGUGGUCUGCGGCAUAUUUGACUCAAAUAAAUACUUGCCUUAGG